AUGACUACGUCAACGACAACUGAAAUCGGAUGCAGCAUACAGUGUACGAAUGAAAAGAAUACGAGCGUUUUUACUUGUAAUGGAUGUUCGCAAGAAUUUUGUAUCGAACAACAACUGAAUAACCUUAUUCUUGAACAUGGUCAACUAAAAGAGUCAGAUGAAUCUUAUCACUAUCCGUCGACGAGAGUAAUUGAUGAGUGGGAACAUGAAUCUAUUGCAAAGAUUCAUCAAAUAGCUGAUGAUAUUCGAAGGGAACUAAAGUCUAACUCUGAAAAACAUAAAAAUCAGUUUUCGAAACAAUGGGAAGAACUAUCAGAAGAAUUUAAAAAAAUUCAUAAUAGCAAUGUUUGUUUGGAAAUCGAUUUCCGACAAUUAUCAAACAAACUUAACAAACUCAAAUCAUAUCUUGCAGCACCGCCGACGAUUCGUUUUCGAAAUAAUAUAUUAAUUUCUAAACCUAAUAUUUGUACAAUGCCAGAUGAUAUUUUUGAAAUGUUUGCCGGUGAUCUGGAAAUCAAAGACAACGGUCAAGUUGUUGAGCAUGGUUCAACAAUUGGCCAUGCAGUUGUACGAGGAAGUGGCGAAUAUAGUUCAGGUAAACAUAGAUUUCAAUUCAAAAUUGAAUCUUACAAUAUGAAUAAAUGGAUAUUCUUCGGUAUUAUUUCACAUAAAGUAACAAUGCGGUCAAAUACAUGGGCAAUACCAUCGUGUUAUGGAUGGGGAGGACAAGAUUCUACUAUUCUCAAUCUUGCAAUGCAUGCAGGUCUCAAUGGUUAUUCUUGUGAUUUUGAAUUAAAUGAUACUAUUGAAUUAAUACUUGAUUGUGAUCAUCAACUAAUUCGUCUGACAAAUCUACGUACAAAACGUACACACAUGAUGAAUAUUAAUCUUCUUAAAUGUCCUUUUCCAUGGCAUUUUCUUCUCAAUAUAUUCUAUCCUAACGAUCAAGUGCGUAUUCUAUAUACAGACAGUCAAGAAAUUUGA
Molecule: messenger RNA, 984 nt
Organism: Adineta steineri
Lineage: Eukaryota; Metazoa; Rotifera; Eurotatoria; Adinetida; Adinetidae
Source: the annotation of a GenBank genome assembly